AUGGAAGAAGAGUUAGCAAGCCAGAAUCCCAGAGGAAAAGCCAUCUAUGUGCAAGGAGCUGUGAAGAGGGUGUCAACCUCAUUGAGCCAAAAGGAGGUCGUACUGGUGGAAUGCAGCCAUCAUAAUUUCCGUGUAGUAGUUAACAGAGCACUAUUUUAUGAAGAUGAAUUGAUAGGCCCUGAUGAAUUAUUUCUUGGGACUGGCUGUGUGGCAAUUCAUGUGCGACCAAAUGAACUUGAGUUUGACUAUCCUGUCAGCCUCUGUGGAAUCGUACCACAGGUUUUCUACGAUGGUUCUGUCUUUCAUUCCUGGCUCACCUAUAGACCAAGGAAUCAAGUGAUUUCUACUGAACUUCAUUUGCAGUGUUUAGUUCCCAGGUCGGUCCAAAAUAUCACUGGCUCCUUGCCUGAAUACCAGUAGCUUUUUGCUGAAAUGUAUCCUCACUUAUCCAGAGUCCUUGAAAGUCCUAACUGGU
Molecule: messenger RNA, 475 nt
Organism: Marmota monax (woodchuck)
Lineage: Eukaryota; Metazoa; Chordata; Mammalia; Rodentia; Sciuridae
Product: oocyte-secreted protein 3-like
Exons: 3
Coding region: 1-420 (139 amino acids)
Source: RefSeq, a predicted model, not a curated record